Messenger RNA from Aaosphaeria arxii CBS 175.79, 1291 nucleotides. RefSeq lists its product as uncharacterized. NCBI's taxonomy places the organism in Eukaryota, Fungi, Ascomycota, Dothideomycetes, Pleosporales. The transcript has 3 exons. The record is from RefSeq and is a predicted model, not a curated record. Bases 242 to 1243 code for a protein of 333 amino acids.
UGGUUGAGACCCUGGAGCGAUCGGCUUGGCGAGUAAGUCACUCUCUAUCUUGAUGCCAACGACAACAACCUCAUCCCUCCUCACAUCCACAUGGUCCUUGGUUGCUGUUCGAGCAGACUUGGGAUAUGUCUUAUUAUUCACUUGACUGAUUGAUAUGCGUCGAGUAUCUAUCCGUCCCUCCAUGCCAUCAUCCUCCUGUGACCUCUACGAUACAUGUGAUACCUGAUACAACCUCAUCAACAUGUGUGACGCCAUAUUCACCUUCGGGCAACGCGGCAGCCAUUUCUUCCAGUGUCCGUCGAGAAGAGACUAUACCCGCAUCCCCAAGAAGCUGCAACGCAUCCUCGCCACCAAAGAUAUUGCCCAUGUAUAUCACGUGACACUCGGAUUCGAGAACAGUUUCAUGAUAACAUACCGAGACCGCAAUGGAAACGACCACAUCGAAUUCCAAGGCCUCCCCUCAGAACUCACCACCUUCCUAACUGCCACACACCCAACAACCCACCUCCCCCUCCGGAGUCUUCCCUCCAUCACCCUCACCCUAGGACCGGAAAACGAAUCCUUCUUCGUCGGCGACGGGACCUCCUACCUCUGGAUGAACCUCCCCGGCCCCCUCCUCUCCGCCCUCCAAUCCCGCAUCUCCAACGGCUCCUGGACCGACAAACCGCGCCUCGUCGCCCUCGGCGCGUCAUCCAAUUUCCUGCUAAUAACGCAGAACAACGCCGCGGUGUGGGACCUCCCCGCGUACCGCACGCUCGGCGACAUGAUGCUGUAUUCGCAGGGCAAGGAGCGCGGGAUCGAGGAGGUGUGGGGCGUCGUGCUGCAUGCGUACCGCUACCAGGGGUUUGUCGCGAUGAGUAGGAAUGGCACGGUGCUGGGGGAGAAUCUGCCCGAGUGGAGUUUGAAGGGGUUGGAGGGGCUGAAGGCGCCGAUUGGGAGGGAUGUCAGGGAGGAGGAGGUUAGGAGGAGGCAGAGGGUAUUGGCGGCGAGGCCCGGGCUGGGAGAUAGGGAGAGGAGUGGGAAUGAGAGGUUGAGGCCGCAGGCUACGUUGAGGAGGCAGUGGGGGAAGGCGGUGGAUGAGUGGGCGGAUGGGAGGAGUGAGAAUAGGGGAGAUGACGGUGGGAGGGAGAGGGAACGGGAGAGGCAGAAGACGUAUUUCAAGACGCAGGCGAAGGGCAUGAAGUUAAGUUUGAGCUUGAGUAUUGGUAUUGGGGCAGGCGGUUUGACAAAGAUUCUGGGGUGAGAAUCAUGAGGCUAUCUUGCAUUUCCAAUUAUAUGACCGUUGUCCAGG